Molecule: messenger RNA, 1092 nt
Organism: Trichoderma breve
Lineage: Eukaryota; Fungi; Ascomycota; Sordariomycetes; Hypocreales; Hypocreaceae
Product: alpha/beta hydrolase fold domain-containing protein
Exons: 3
Coding region: 1-1092 (363 amino acids)
Biological process (GO): biosynthetic process
Molecular function (GO): acyltransferase activity, transferring groups other than amino-acyl groups
Source: RefSeq, a predicted model, not a curated record
AUGGGAAGUGAAUUAGAUUACAAGACCUUCAAGCUAGGAGACUUCAAGCUCGUCUCCGGCGAGACCCUUCCAGAUGCUUUCAUCGCCUACAAGACUUUUGGUGAUGCCUCCUCUCCCGCCAUCAUCUACCCCUCGUGGUUCAGCGGCGCCAUCUCAGACAACGAAUGGCUUAUUGGCGAAGACAAAGCUCUCAAUCCCCGCAAAUACUUCAUUAUUGUCCCGGCUUUGUUCGGCAAUGGACAGUCCAGUAGUCCAUCCAACACUCACCGCGAGCCACUCAGACCGUUUCCCAACAUCACCGUAAAGGAUAAUGUUACGGCACAGUAUCGCCUCGUAACCGAGGAACUUGGCGUCAAACACGCUCGAAUGGUCCUGGGGUGGAGCAUGGGCGCCGGACAAACGUAUCAAUGGCUGACGCAGUAUCCCGACUUCAUGGAUCUGGGCGUGCCAUUUUGCGGGAGUGCGCGCACUUCACUGCAUAACCAGGUGUUUCUCGAAGGCGUCAAGAGUGCACUACUCGCCGCCAAGGGGGCAUCUUCCGCUGGUAGCGCGGCCGGUGAGUUAGCGCAGACGUAUCGGGCGUGGACUCAAGAAGAAAGGGUCACUGGAUUGAAGGCCUUUGGUCGUGGAUAUGCUGGCUGGGGAUUCAGUCAGGCGUUCUACCGGGAAAAGCUGUAUGAGACGGAGCUAGGAUACAAGAACCUUGAGGAUUUCAUGAUCAACUUUUGGGAGGAUUGGGCCCUGAAAAAAGACCCUGAGAAUCUUCUCACCAUGCUUCACACGUGGCAGGCUGCAGACAGCUCAGACCAGGAACCUUACAAUAAGAACUUUGAGCUAGCUAUGAAGAGCAUCAAAGCUAAAACGUUAGUUCUCCCAGGCAAGACGGACCUCUACUUCCCGCCGGAAGAUUCGGAGUAUGAGGUGCAGCAUAUGACAAAGGGAAUUGGAAAGUGUAUUCCAUUCCCAUCCGUCUGGGGCCACUGGGCCGGUGGUCCAGGUGAGAGCAAAGAGGACGUGAAGUGGCUGGAUAACCAUCUGAAGGCUCUCCUGGAAGAUGAAAAGUGGCAACUCGAUGCUAGCCAGUUGGAAUAG